ACUCCGAGCAGAGCGGGCCGCUGGUCCCGACGCCUGGGCCGCCUGCAGCGCGGGCACAGAAGGGCGAGGGAGGCUGGGGCGUGCGCGCACGAGUCUGUUCACAUUCGAUUUACAAAGGCGCCUCGGAACCGGCCAGGUGGUCCCUUUAGAUGCUGUGCGCCUCGCCUGUCUCUCUUCCCCACCCCCUCCCAGCUCAUUAAAAUGCUCAGCGCUCAAAUCGGGGUAUUGAUCUCCGCAGAGGCCCCUAACCCGCGCCAUCGACCCACAGCAAAACACGCGCGCGGCGCGAGAGUUCGCUGUGUAAGGAAAGGGACCGGGGUGUGGGCUCUGCGCGUCUCCCUGAGCCAGUAUCCUCUUUGGGACAGUCACCUGAAGGUUCAGGACUGCUGUAGACUGGGCAGUCGGGCGGAAACCGGGUUUGAGCUAAAUGCCUCGACAUCCCCGCGCCUCCGCCUCCUUGUCGCCGAAAGAAAUGUCGGACUUUCGCCAGAGAUAGAGAGCGAGAGUCGGAACAGCGUUCUGCAAGUCUGCCGAGCCCGGCUGUUGUAUGAGGGUGUGAGACGGCGGGUGGUGGCGGGCCACCGUGGCCUCGGGAGAUCUUGGAAGGGGAGCAGUGUGUGCUUAGGCAGCUGUGAAGAUAUUGGGGGCAGGGGGCCAUGCUCGCGCCUGUAGUCCCCAGCCCGCGGUGGAAAGAGGAGCAGACGUCUUGGAAACAUCCCUGCCCAUGGCACUGUCGGCUGCGAAAUCGCAGCUGAUGCGGGGAGCUCCCUCGAGCUGUGCAGGCUCCCACACUGAGACUGGAGGGGAGGUUGCAGCCUAAGAGUGGCGUCCUGGGAGUCAGCCAGCCACGGAGCCGCCAUGGCGCCCCUUUGGACCCUGUGGUUGGCCUGGGCGCUGCUAGGAGUGGCCAGAGCGUGCCCGGAGCCAUGCGCCUGCGUGGACAAGUACGCACACCAGUUCGCCGACUGUGCCUACAAGGAGCUGCGCGAGGUGCCCGAAGGAUUGCCAGCCAACGUGACCACGCUUAGCCUGUCUGCCAACAAGAUCGCGGUGCUGCGGCGCGGGGCCUUCGCCGACGUCACGCAGGUCACGUCGCUGUGGCUGGCGCACAAUGAAGUGCGCACCGUGGAGCCGGGAGCGCUGGCGGUGCUGAGCCAGCUCAAGAACCUGGACCUGAGUCACAACUUCAUCUCCAGCUUCCCAUGGAGCGACCUGCGCAACCUGAGCGCGCUGCAGCUGCUCAAAAUGAACCACAAUCGCCUGGGCUCGUUGCCCCGGGACGCGCUGGGUUCGCUGUCCGACCUGCGCUCCCUGCGCAUCAACAACAACCGCCUGCGUUCGCUGGCGCCCGGCACCUUCGACGGGCUCAGCGCGCUGUCCCACCUGCAGCUGUAUCACAAUCCCUUCCACUGUAGCUGCGGGCUCUUGUGGCUGCAGGCCUGGGCCGCGAGCACGCGGGUCUCCUUACCGGAGCCCGACUCCAUUGCGUGCGCCUCGCCCCCGGCGCUGCAGGGGGUGCCGGUGCACCGCCUGCCCGCCCUGCCCUGUGCACCGCCCAGCGUGCGUCUGAGCACAGAGCCGCCGCCGGAGGCGCCGGGCACGCCCCUGCGCGCAGGCUUGGCGUUCAUGUUACACUGCGUGGCUGAAGGUUACCCUGCUCCCCGUCUGCAAUGGCAACUUCAGAUCCCUGGGGGCACCGUAAUCUUGGAGCCACCGGUCUCGAGCGGGGAGGAAGACGAGGACAGGGCGGAGGAGGAGGGGAAAGGAGAUGGGGACAUAACGACGCAGACCGAAACCCCGAUCCCGACUCCCGCGCCCGCCUGGCCCGCGCCCCCAGCCACUCCGCGCUUCCUGGCCCUCGAGAAUGGCUCCCUGUCGGUGCCCCUCCUGACUGCCAAGGAGGCAGGCGUGUACACAUGUCGUGCGCGCAAUGAGCUGGGCGCCAACUCGACGUCAGUACGCGUGGCGGUGGCGGCAGCCGGGGCUCCGAAGCAUGCUCCUGGAGCAGGAGGAGACACCGACGGGCAAGCCCCGACCUCCGAGCGCAAGUCCACAGCCAAAGGCCGGGGUAACAGCGUCCUCCCCUCCAAGCCUGAGAGCAAAGCCAAAGGCCAAGGCCCGGCCCGGGUUAGCGUCCUUGGAGAGUCAGAGGUGGGGCCAGAGGAGGAAGCGGGUGAGGAAGAAGAGGUCGAAGACCAGGCCCUUGCAGGCCCGGGGGAAGAGCAGCACUGUGGCCACGGGGACCCCUCGCGGUACGUGUCCAACCACGCGUUCAAUCAGAGCGCUGAGCUGAAGCCGCAUGUCUUCGAGUUGGGUGUCAUCGCGCUGGAUGUGGCCGAGCGCGAGGCGCGGGUGCAGCUGACGCCGCUGGCUGCGCGCUGGGGCCCUGGGCCCAGCGGAGCUGGGGGAGCGGGGCGGCCUGGGCGGCGGCCCCUGCGCCUACUCUACCUGUGUCCGGCCGGGGGCGGCCCAGCAGUGCCGUGGGCCCGCGUGGAGGAGGGCGUCAACGCAUACUGGUUCCGCGGGCUGCGGCCGGGCACCAACUACUCCGUGUGCCUGGCGCUGGCGGGCGGGGCCUGCCACGUGCAGGUAGUGUUCGCCACCAAGAAGGAGCUGCCGUCGCUGCUGGUCAUCGUGACAGUGAGCGUCUUCCUUCUGGUGCUGGCCACCGUGCCCCUGCUGGGCGCCGCCUGCUGCCAUCUGCUGGCCAAACACCCGGGCAAGCCCUACCGUUUAAUCCUGCGCCCGCAGGCCCCCGACCCCAUGGAGAAGCGCAUCGCGGCUGACUUUGACCCGCGCGCCUCCUACCUGGAAUCCGAAAAGAGCUACGCUGCGGGCGGCGAGGCGGGUGGGGAGGAGCCGGAGGAGGCCUCGGGAGAGGGCCUUGACGAAGACGCGGAGCAGGGGGACCCAGGUGGGGACCUGCAGAGGGAGGAGAGCCUGGCGGCCUGCUCGCUGGCGGAGUCCCAGUCCAAGGCCAACCCUGAGGAGUUCGAGGCGGGCUCUGAAUACAGUGACCGGCUUCCCCUGGGCGCAGAGGCAGUCAGCAUCGCCCAGGAAAUUAACGGCAACUACAGGCAGACGGCGGGCUGAACCCGGGCCGGCCCAGCCCGCCAUCCCGCCCCCUCUGGGGUGCCUGGAGCUGGAAAACUCGGGCUGGCAGGAGGCAGCUCCGCCCCUUACCCCAACUUUAACUACUGUGCCUGCUUAUCACUCCCGAGUGACUGCAGGGAACUUCUACUAGGGAGGCCGGUUCACGGCUCACAUCCCGGUUCUGACCACGAACCCACCCCAACAGCACAGAGUCCCGCCUCUCCUCCCCGAACCCGUCUGCUGCCUUUGAGGCAGGAUGGGGCCCCUCCAUUCCGGUUGCUUCGGGCCAAGCCAGAGACCGGGCGGAAAUGGGAACCUCUGCUGGCCACCCUGGGCCCUGGGCAGCCCCACCUCUGGCAGAGAGCCUGGGGGAGCGGGGUCCCGCCUCUACUCUGCCCUGCCCUGCCCUUUCAGGGUGGCACAUCCCGCAGCCCAGGGGGGUUGGCAUGGAUCUCUAGUUUUUAUUACAGUUUAGGUUUUACAGCCCCCUCCCAACUGGGAACCGAGUUCUUCUACCCCUCCCCACCCUUGCCCUACCCCACUUCGGCCCGCUGCAGCCCGGCGCGGGGCGGGGACUUUGCUGUUCUGCGUUCUGAUUUUCCUCUUUUCGUUGUUUUCAAAGACAGCGACAUUCCGGUCUGGUGCUAACACCCCCUUCUCAAGCUCUGGGAAGAUUGGGUGUGUGUGUGGCGGGGACUGGGCUGCGGGAGGAUAAGAAAUCCGUUUUCUCUGGCCUCUGGACUACCUUACAGGCCUGGGACCAGGCACCUCUUUAUCUCCCGGGGAGCCGGCUGAGUCUGGGGCCAAUUUCGUUGAUGGGCAUUGGGGUUGGCGGCAUUCAGGGCCUGUCACAGGCGGCUUCCCAGGCUCAGCCCGGUGGCGGAGGUCCUAGCUGCAGGGCGCCGGUGUCUGGAAUGUCAAUGGGGACCUGGCCGGGUCCCUCUGGGCUGGCGUCUGUGUCUGCACAAAGCCUGCGCGAUCGUGCCGCGGGAUCCCCGCCCCACCCCCUUCCACAAGAAUAGUGUGUGGCUGGUGUGUAGUCUAGGCCAGCGUGCUCAGUAGACCUGUACAGUGUGGCGUGUAGUGUAGGGGGCAGGCGG
This is a messenger RNA of Tupaia belangeri chinensis (Chinese tree shrew), 4193 nucleotides long. It is a transcript of the gene ISLR2, whose product is annotated as immunoglobulin superfamily containing leucine rich repeat 2. NCBI's taxonomy places the organism in Eukaryota, Metazoa, Chordata, Mammalia, Scandentia, Tupaiidae. Gene Ontology annotation, biological process: positive regulation of axon extension. The transcript is spliced from 3 exons. Gene Ontology annotation, molecular function: protein binding. The record is from RefSeq and is a predicted model, not a curated record. Gene Ontology annotation, cellular component: cell surface. Bases 859 to 3093 code for a protein of 744 amino acids.